AGGCGGGAAUUUAGAAAAUUAGGUCGGAAUAACGCGGGGAAUUGUAUUGUAUUGGCGGUGAUAUAAGAAGUGGAUUUUGAGUGAAGAAUCAAAUCAGAAUCUGAUUAUACAUAUGGGGAAGCGAAAGAGAACUAGGGUUCCAAGAGAUGCCGAUGAAGAAGAAGAAGAAAUAGAACAUGAAGAACCUCAGGACGAUGUUGGCACUUCUUCAACGCACCAGAGUUUGUACCAGGUUCUUGGUGUGGAAAAAACAGCAACCCAACAGGAAAUUAAGAAAGCAUAUUAUAAAUUGGCUUUAAGACUGCAUCCUGACAAGAAUCCUGGUGAUGAGGAAGCAAAAGAGAAGUUUCAGCACCUACAGAAAGUUAUCUCAAUACUUGGUGAUGAGGAGAAAAGAGCACUUUAUGAUGAGACUGGUUGCAUCGAUGAUGAUGAUCUAGCAGGAGGUAGUGUUGUUAACAAUCUGAAAGAAUUCCUCAAGACUUUGUACAAAAAGGUCACUGAGGAAGACAUUGAACAGUUUGAAGCAACCUACAGAGGAUCUGACUCAGAAAAGAUUGAUUUGUUUGACCAGUUCAAAAAGUACAAGGGUAACAUGAACAAGCUCUUCUGUUCAAUGCUAUGCUCCGAUCCUAAGCUGGAUUCCCACCGUUACAAAGAUAUUGUCGACGAGGCAAUUGCAAACGGUGAUUUGAAGUCAACAAAAGCAUAUGAAAAAUGGUGUAAGAAAGUAUCGAAAAUUAAACCUCCCACAAGUCCUCUGAGGCCCAGGCGCAAUGUAAAGGAGGAGACUGAAGAUUUAUAUGCAAUGAUAACUCAGAAAAGGAAUGAGAGGAAAGGUAAGUUUGAUUCGUUGUUUGCGAAAUAUGGUGGUGGUGGGAGCAAAGUGGAUUCAGAACCUACUGAUGAGGAGUUUGAAGCCAUACAGAAGAAGCUCCAAAGCAAAAUGAAAACCAAGAAGAAAUAAAUUUGGAUUUGGAAAUGUAACUGAAAUUGGUUUAUCAAGUAGUAUUAGUUUGAUGAUACUUUUGUUUGAGCAUUGGGGCUUGUUGAAUCAACUGAAAUUUUGUUUGGAUCAUGGUUUUCCUCAUUGAAAUAUUAUUAUUAUGCUCA
Messenger RNA from Impatiens glandulifera, 1113 nucleotides. Its product is annotated as chaperone protein dnaJ 6-like. Bases 113 to 967 code for a protein of 284 amino acids. The record is from RefSeq and is a predicted model, not a curated record. The transcript has 8 exons. NCBI's taxonomy places the organism in Eukaryota, Viridiplantae, Streptophyta, Magnoliopsida, Ericales, Balsaminaceae.